AUGUUUUCUUUAAGACUCUCCAUUCCAUUAGAGAAAACUCUAAUAACAUAUUCUACACCAAACACAACCAGUAACUCUAAUUCUAACUAUUACACUCAUCGAAGUUUUCUUCCAUAUUCUUGGAAACCCGUUACUAAACGCAGCACAAACUCCACGGCAUUUAAGGAUGAGAUGAAAGGAGAAAGUUUUGUGGACGAAGAAUUUUCCAAAUUGGAACCAUUGCCGGGAGAGCUGCAGGCGGAGAUGAUGCCAAAGCAUGUGGCGGUGAUUAUGGAUGGGAAUGGGAGGUGGGCAAAGAAAAAAGGCUUACCGGUGUCUGCCGGUCACGUUGCCGGUGUGAAGUCGUUGAAAACGGUGGUGAAGCUAUGUUAUAGUUGGGGAAUAAAAGUUCUCUCCAUUUUCGCGUUUUCUACAGAUAACUGGAAUCGGCCCAAGCUGGAAGUUGAAUUCUUAUUUACACUCUUUGAAAGAUCAAUACUUUCUCAAUUUGAAGAAUGCAAGAGGGAAGGAAUUAAAAUAUCAGUGAUUGGAGAUACAUCAAAGCUCCCCAAUUCUUUGCAAAGAAUGAUAACUAAUGCUGAAGAGAAUACAAAGAAGAAUUCGAAAUUUCAACUUAUUAUUGCAGUUAACUAUGGUGGAAAAUAUGAUGUAGUCCAAGCAUGUAAAAGUAUAGUCAAGAAAGUGAAAGAUGAAGUUAUUCUUUUAGAAGAUAUUGAUGAAAAUAUAUUUGAAAAGGAGUUGGAGACAAACUGCACCGAGUUUCCUUACCCGGAUUUACUUAUCCGAACAAGUGGAGAACUUAGAGUUAGUAAUUUCUUGCUAUGGCAAUUGGCAUACACUGAAUUUUGCUUUGAUAACAAACUUUGGCCAGAUUUUGGGAAGGAUGAGUUUAUAGAGGCCUUAAUAUCAUUUCAACGUAGACACAGACGUUAUGGUGGAAGAUAUUAA
This is a messenger RNA of Vicia faba (fava bean), 948 nucleotides long. Lineage: Eukaryota; Viridiplantae; Streptophyta; Magnoliopsida; Fabales; Fabaceae. The record is from the annotation of a GenBank genome assembly.